Messenger RNA from Peniophora sp. CBMAI 1063, 303 nucleotides. Lineage: Eukaryota; Fungi; Basidiomycota; Agaricomycetes; Russulales; Peniophoraceae. The record is from the annotation of a GenBank genome assembly.
AUGUCGAUGUUCUACCUUCAGCCGGACGCCAGCCAGUCCAUCAUGGGCUUCCCACAGCGAUCCGCUGUUUACCCACGCGCGCCUGCCGCCAGUUUCAGCACUAGUGCACUGCGGCAUCGUCCGACAUUUCCUACCCCCUUGAGUCAGGAGUACAGGCCGUUCUCGCGAAGUUCCGGCUCGGGCGUCGCGGGAAGGAAGGUGGGACCCGAGUCGCCGUUGCCUGAUGCGACUGCUGGUACACGCAUCGAACAAAUCACUCGUCCCAGAGCGCUAGCUUCACUGCAGAACCCGGAUACCCACUGA